Messenger RNA from Trametes versicolor FP-101664 SS1, 963 nucleotides. RefSeq names its product mitochondrial carrier. Gene Ontology annotation, molecular function: L-ornithine transmembrane transporter activity. Bases 1 to 963 code for a protein of 320 amino acids. The record is from RefSeq and is a predicted model, not a curated record. The transcript is spliced from 3 exons. Lineage: Eukaryota; Fungi; Basidiomycota; Agaricomycetes; Polyporales; Polyporaceae. Gene Ontology annotation, biological process: mitochondrial L-ornithine transmembrane transport.
AUGGAGGUUUCCCCAGAAGAGCUGCAAACGACAGACUCGAUCACUGUGCGCGCGCUGAAAGAUAUCUCGUUCGGGAGCGCGGCAGGUGUCGCGGCGAAGUUCUUCGAGCACCCGUUCGACCUCACGAAGGUGCGCCUGCAAUCGCAGGUGCUCGACGCGCAAGCACGGUUCAGCGGCCCCAUCGACUGUCUCGUGCAGACAUGGCGCAAGGAGGGCGUGCGCGGGCUUUACAGGGGCCUCCCGGCACCGAUCGUGGGCGCGAUGGCGGAGAACGCGUCGCUUUUCUGGGCAUAUACUGAGCUGCAACACGCGAUGCGAUGGUGGACGGGCAUGCCCCUCAGCCAGUCGCUGUCGCUUGGCCAGCUCGCGCUUGCGGGCGCGGGCGCGGGUACCCUCACCAGUUUCGUCCUAACGCCCAUCGAAUUGGUCAAGUGCAAGAUGCAGGUCCAGAUGCUCAGGCCCCCUCCAAUAUCUCCCUCGGGUGUACCACAAAAACUACCGGGCCCAAUAGCCGUCCUCACCUCCGUCGUGCGCGAAACGGGCCUCCGUGGGCUCUGGCUCGGACACACCGGAACGCUCAUUCGCGAGACCGGCGGCGGCGCGGCCUGGUUUGCAUCGAAGGAGGGUGUCGCGUCCCUCCUGCUCGCACGACGAGGCUUGACGGACAAGCGCGAGCUGCGCGCGUGGGAGAGCGCGGUCGCGGGUGCGUGUGCGGGUGUCGCGUACAACGUCGCGCUGUUCCCCGCGGACACGGUGAAGAGCGCGAUGCAGACGGAGAUGGAGCUGCGCGGGCCGCGGGCGGGGGGCGCGCGCCCGACGUUCGCGGGCGUGUUCCGCGACAUGUGGAGGGCGCAGGGCGUGAAGGGCCUGUAUGCAGGUUGUGGGAUCACGGUUGCGCGAGCGAUUCCGAGUAGCGCGUUGAUCUUCUUGAUAUAUGACGGGCUGAGUAAGAGGUUUGGAUGA